Anastrepha obliqua is the source of this 6256-nucleotide messenger RNA. RefSeq names its product low-density lipoprotein receptor-related protein 4 (gene Lrp4). Gene Ontology annotation, molecular function: protein binding; calcium ion binding. The transcript has 18 exons. Lineage: Eukaryota; Metazoa; Arthropoda; Insecta; Diptera; Tephritidae. The record is from RefSeq and is a predicted model, not a curated record. The coding region runs from base 1 to 6129 and encodes 2042 amino acids.
AUGGUUUUACACCAACACAUUCACAUAGCUCUAGGUGGGAAUGACGAUACGACCUCGGCGUGGCCAAGCAUAUCUGGCGUACACAGUGAAGUUAAACAUGGUUCGGCACGGCAACUGUUGGGCUCCAGUUUUAUGCGCGAUAGCAUCACGCUCCAACAGCAACACCAACAGCAUCUUUUCCGCUCUGGCGCUGGUGGUAGCGGUGGUGGCGGCGGGGGAGGGGGCUCACGCAGAAAAAAUCAGAAGCAGAAGGAUUCACACGACCAACAUCACGUAAACGCUAACGGCGAGGACAGCUUCCAUCCCUCAGACUUCCCUCCACAUGAACAUCCCGAUGACGAGUACUUCGGCCAAUACGCGCCUGAACUCUAUACCACUGAAUCCCAACAGUCGCCUCAUGAAACUAAUCCUACUUCCCAAAAUAAUGCUGGUGGUAGCUAUUACGGUGAAUCAACAAGACACCGUGAUAUUGGUGCACGUAGCGGCAGCAGUCGCACAGAUCUCUAUGGAGUACGAGAAUCUGGUGAUCGCCGCGAAAUAACACGUGGACGUGAGGGUUAUAUGAAUAUGCUGCAUCACAAAGAAAAAGUAUUUCGACCGCAUGUUUCGCUCGUGCACGAUGAGACACGGCUAUUGAGUCCCAAUGAUGGUUACGCGCAUACCUGCCAGAAUAUGUGCGGUGAGAUGCAAUGGCAAUGUCCCACAACAUGUACCUGUAUUGACCAAAGGGCACGCUGCGACAAGAAAACGGAUUGCGAAGAUGGCGCCGAUGAAUUCGAUUGUGAGGUGAUCGGCGAUAUGCUGCAUAAAUUGCAGAAAGAUUGCGAGCAGACGGGCAUGCAUGUGAUGUGUCCACGCACAUAUCGCUGCAUCAACAAGGAAUGGCUGUGCGAUGGCGACGAUGACUGUGGUGACUAUUCAGACGAGACACACUGUGGUGCGCGCACGAAUUGUACGGAUGAUGACCAGUUUGAAUGUCAGAAUGGGUUUUGUAUACCUAAGCAAUGGGUGUGCGAUGGCGAAAAUGACUGCAAGGACUUCUCCGAUGAAGCGCACUGUAAUCGAACAAGUUGCUCUCCUGAACACUUUACCUGCAAUGACGGCUAUUGCAUUUCGAUCGCCUUCCGCUGCGAUGGUGAACGCGACUGCAAUGACAACUCGGAUGAGCAAAAAUGUCCCUCGGUUUUCAACCGCUGCCCGGAAGGUGAAUUCAAGUGUCGUGGUGGUCACGGAGGUCCAAGCGGGCAAUGCAUUCUGAAUCGCUUCCAUUGUGAUGGUGACAACGACUGCGGUGAUUGGAGUGACGAAGAGGAUUGUCCACAAAAGCCGUCCGAUUGCACCUCCAACGAAUACAAAUGCACGGAUGGCAGUUGCAUACCACGGCGUUGGAAAUGUGAUAAGGAACAGGAUUGUGAAGGUGGAGAAGAUGAACACGACUGCGGAAGUAUGAUCGCCGGGCUGCCAGCGAAGUGUGGACCGGACGAGUUCACGUGUAACAAUGGACGUUGUAUACUGAAUACCUGGCUUUGUGAUGGCUAUCCGGAUUGUUCCUCUGCUGAGGAUGAAGUAGAAUGCCAUCUGCAGUGUGAUGCCGGCCAAUUCUUGUGUCCUGCCAAGAAGAAUAUAACGAACUUGAAAAUAUGCGUACACCAAAAGCACGUUUGCGAUGGGCAGAAUGAUUGUCCUUUAGGCGAGGAUGAAGUGAACUGCCCACAUCCGCGUACCUGCGGUGAGAACUCACCUUGUGAGCAAUUAUGUAUUACCACCGCCAAAGGACGUGAGGAAUGUGCUUGUAAUCUUGGAUUUCUUAUGCACGAAAACCGCAAGAAUUGCACUGACAUCGAUGAAUGCCAAUACAUCACCAGCCCGGUUUGCUCACAAAAGUGCCAAAACACACACGGCUCCUUUAUUUGCUCGUGCGAAACGGGCUACGUACUGCGCCCAGAUUUGCGCACUUGUAAGGCGCUCGGUGGCGCCAUGACGCUUGUUGUGGCCAAUCGUUGGGACAUCAGACGUGUGCAGCUGAGUAAUAAUCGCUACUCGGCCGUGGUAAAGGGACUGCACAACGCUAUAGCGAUCGAUUUCCAUUAUCGCAAAGGCUUACUCUUCUGGUCGGACGUAUCUACGGAUGUAAUUAAGAUGGUCUACAUGAAUGGUUCGCGAUUGCGUGAUGUCAUUAAAUGGGGUUUGGAAUCGCCUGGCGGAUUGGCAGUCGAUUGGAUACACGAUCUGCUCUUUUGGACUGACUCGGGUACGCGCCGUGUAGAGGUUUCCAAUUUUAUGGGAAAUCUGCGCGCAGUUAUUGCAUCAAAUGAUCUGGAUAAGCCACGUGCCAUUGUUAUACACCCUGACGAUGCAUUGGUGUUCUGGAGUGACUGGGGUCCAAAUCCAAAAAUUGAGCGCGCUUACAUGGAUGGUUCGCAGCGGCAAGUCAUUAUUUCGAAUGGCGUAACGUGGCCUAAUGGCCUCACUAUCGAUUACCCCAGUCGCAAACUAUAUUGGGCUGAUGCGAAACAACAUGCCAUUGAAUCCUCGAACUUUGACGGGACGGAGCGCGUAAAAAUACUCAGUACUCAUUUGCCGCACCCUUUUGCGCUGACAAUUUUCGAGGACACCAUGUACUGGACCGAUUGGAAUACAAAAACUGUAUCGGCAGCCAAUAAAAUCACUGGAAAGGGGUUCCGUUCGGUGCAUGAGAACUUCCACUUUCCUAUGGACAUACACGCUUACCACCCAGCACGACAGCCAGAAUAUAGGGACCGCUGCCAAAAGGAUAGACGAGGGCUGAGAGGGGGCUGCUCUCAUUUGUGCCUGCCAAAUAAGCUUUCGCGGCGUUGUGGCUGUCCCAUCGGCCUAUCGCUCAAGGAAGAUGGUAAAACCUGCAAAAGUAUUCCUGACAAAUUGGUGCUCGUGGCACGUAGGAAGGACAUUCGCUUGCGUCAAAUGAAUACCAAGUCAUCAGCUACAGCCGAAGUAGAUAUGAUAUUACCAUUAGAUUAUAUGAAACAUGCUGUGGCACUGGAUUGGUGCAGUGAAACCGACUUCAUCUACUGGACCGAUGUGGAACGUAGUACGAUCAAUAAGGCUCAUCUCAAUGGUAGCUAUCAACAGCGUGUCGUGCAUUCCAAUCUUGUCUCACCGGCGGGCUUGGCACUAGACUGGAUUACUGACAAACUGUAUUGGACUGAUCCAGCGACUAAUCGCAUUGAAGUGGCUACCACAAAUGGUAAAAAACGUACACUACUCAUAUGGGAGAAACUCGACAAGCCGCGUGACAUUGUCGUGAAUCCGAUAGAGGGUCUAAUGUUUUGGUCGGAUUGGGGUGAGCACGCCAUGAUAGAGCGUGCCGACAUGGACGGCAACGAACGAAUAAUCAUCGCCGAUACAAAUCUGAAGUGGCCAAAUGGGCUGGCUAUAGAUUAUGAUCAGCAAAAAUUGUACUUUGUGGAUGGCGGUACAAAGACAUUGGAAAGCAUGGACUUUGAUGGUGGCAGGCGUAAAAUCAUACUAGGCAAUCUCGGUCAUCCAUUUGGUUUGGACAUCAGCGAAAAUCGUGUAUUCUGGACAGAUUGGGAUAAUAAAUCUGCAUUUAGCGCUGACAAACUCACCGGCCAGAAUAUUACAACAAUUAUUGCUAAUACCAGCGAUUUAAUGGAUAUACGCGUAUUUCAUCGCUCCCGCAGGAGGGUUCAGAAUGCGUGCGGCUCUAACAAUGGCGAUUGUUCACAUCUCUGCCUGCUAAACCCAACCAGUUUCACCUGCGCAUGCCCUGUGGGUGUACAAUUAAGGAGCGACCUGCGUACGUGCGCCGAGGGACCAAGCAGAUUUAUUAUCUUUGCUCACCGCAUUGACAUACGGCAAAUCUCAUUGGACUUUGCGCAUUUCAUCGACGUUGUACUUCCAAUGCCGCCCAUUGGCAAUGCGGUCGCUUUAGAUGUGGACCCAACAACAGGCAUUAUCUAUUGGUCCGACUCUAAGCAACAUGUGAUUAUGAGUUCGACACCAGAUGGCCUGGAUGUGCAUAAAAUUAUAGGCGAGAGUUUGGAUAAUCCUGAUGGCUUAAUUGUGGACUCCGUUGGCAAAACGAUUUAUUGGGCUGAUGCAGGCCGCCACACCAUCGAGGUCGCCAGCUUGGAUGGUAAAAAUCGGCACUUGAUCGCCUACAAGGAUUUGGAAUCACCCCGUGGCCUAGCGUUGGACUACGAAGCGGGUCUGCUGUUUUGGACCGAUUGGGGACAUUAUCGGAAAAUUGAGCGUGCGCAUAUGGAUGGUGACAGUCGCCAGCGAAUUGUCACUUCAAAUCUCGGCUGGCCAAAUGGUUUAUCCUUGGAUUUGAAGACGAAACGUAUUUACUGGGUCGAUGCACAGUUGAAGACUAUCGAUUCAUGUGAUUACACUGGAAAUCAGCGUAAAUUGAUAAUGUCCUCACUGCAUCAUCCUUAUGCGCUGGCCAUGACUGAUGAUCAUAUCUAUUGGACCGAUUGGAAAUCAAAAGCUUUGCAUAUGACCGAUCGACGGAAUAUUACAGCCAAAAAGGAAAUAAUGACCAAUAUUGAUGGCUUGAUGGAUAUUAAAGUGAUAACGGUCAACAAAACUCAACCAGAGAACAUCUGCGGCACUAACAAUGGCGGCUGUUCGCAUCUUUGUCUACGCAACCCAACCGGCUAUUCUUGCAGAUGUCCAAUUGGGCUCAAAUUGAAGGAGGGCAGUACUAGUGAAUGUCAGACGCUACCAGAUGAGUACCUGCUGAUCGCUCAACGCUCUGGCAUCGGUAUGAUUUCACUCAAUAUGCCCGAUUACAUGGACGUCGUAUUGCCAAUCAGUGCUGUGCAUGGCGCCGUUGUACUCGACUAUCAUUUCCGUAAAAAAUGGCUUUUCUUCGCGGACGUAAAUACAGAUAUUAUUAGACGUAUAAAUCUCUCCAAUAUGUCUGAUAGCAAAGUAAUUGUAAGUAAAGAUUUAUUAACACCGAAUGGCAUUGCGGUUGACUGGAUAGCGGACAACAUUUACUGGUCCGAUACGGAUCGAAAGAUCAUUGAAGUGGCGCGUUUGAAUGGCACCUCACGCAAAGAACUCAUCACAGACGACUUGGGAGAUCCUCGUUCGCUUAUCGUGCAUCCACGCAAAGGGUACCUCUUCUGGUCCGACUGGGAUGCACCGGCACGCAUUGAACGCAGUUUAUUGGAUGGCUCAAAUCGUACGCUAAUUGUGACGGAAAAUUUGGGUUUCCCCACUGGUCUAACACUGGACUUUGACAACCGUCGGUUGUUUUGGGCUGAUGCGCUUGAAGACAAUAUUGCCUCAGUCGAUUAUAAUGGCAAGCGCCGCACAAAAAUUGUUGACUAUGCACCGCACCCUUUUGGUCUUACAAUGUUUGAUAACAGCAUUUACUGGACCGACUGGUACAACAAAUCUGUCUAUCGUUCGUUCCGUAAAGGCCGUGGUUACAGCAGUCCAGUAGAAAUACGCGAUGCUCUCAAUGGCGCGCUCGACAUACGCGCUGUUUCGAUUAAACGUCAGCCAGAGGAAUGGAAUCAGUGUGCCCAGGAUAACGGCGGUUGCACACAUCUUUGCCUCUUCCGCGGCUCGGACUAUGUGUGCGCUUGUCCCGAUGAACCCGACAACCGUGAAUGCAAGCCGACACCUAAAUUUGUAGUGCCGCGUCGCAGUGGUGGCGAUAACACAAUAGAUUAUGCAGAGGAGGCGACGGAUGGCGAGAGCGCCUCAACAGAGCAUGACGAAGAUGCAUAUGAAGCAAGGUCCAAGUCAAAUGACCGUGAGACCUUGAUACUCAUCGCUAGCGGUGUAGUCAUCGUGAUGCUUAUCCUGAUCAUCACUGCUAUACUAUUGCUAAUGUUCAAUUCAAAACGUAAUAAAACGAAAAGACACUCGCGUGGCUCUAGUCGCUCGGUGCUGACAUUCUCCAACCCCAAUUACAAUGUGGAUGGCACACCAAUGGAGCCGAAAACGAAUAUUUGGAAACGUUUUAAAUAUGAUAAAUCGCAUGAACGUGUCUACGAAGAGCGCAGCAUGACCACUGAGACUGCCUCGUCGAGCCUUUUCGUGCCGACGCCAUCGCCAAUGGCCUCGCCUUCAACCAAACUAACGACACUCUCCACAAUAACGUAAACCAAGGCACCGAGGGACCUACUAAAAGGUAGACAGACAUAUUGUAAAAACAAACAAACCUAAAAUAAAAGCGAAACGCUAAGAACUGCGCGAAUAAUUUACUAAAAGUACAGGCAGCAGUUUUUCC